CGGACAUUGUAAGGUCGACGCAUAAGGAAAUAAAGAUGCCCGAGCCCGCAAAGUCCGCCCCGGCCCCUAAAAAAGGAUCCAAAAAAGCUGUAACCAAGACGCAAAAGAAAGGAGAUAAAAAGCGACGCAAGACGAGGAAAGAGAGUUAUGCCAUUUAUGUGUAUAAAGUUCUAAAGCAAGUCCAUCCUGAUACAGGCAUUUCCUCAAAAGCAAUGGGCAUCAUGAACUCAUUUGUUAACGAUAUCUUCGAGCGCAUCGCUGGCGAAGCCUCGCGCCUUGCCCAUUACAACAAACGGUCUACUAUUACAUCCCGGGAGAUCCAGACCGCUGUUCGCUUGCUGCUACCGGGAGAACUGGCCAAGCAUGCCGUUUCUGAGGGCACUAAAGCCGUGACGAAAUAUACGAGCUCCAAGUGAAUGAAGGAGCACGAGAUUGACUGGCUUCACUCAACUUCAGUGUUCGCAAAGGAGAAUGAUGACAAUCAAUCAACUGUUGACUGAUAUCGUCUAACAGCUCUGCUCUGAACUCUCAGUGCAUUUUUGUGCAUAUACGGCUUGCUUUACGAAAGGAAAACGAAACCAGUGCGAUGUGUUGCAGUUGAGGCUGGCAGUUUAUUUUGAUUGUGAUCCGCUCCUGUUAAUGUCGAAUGUUCUUUAAAAAAAAGGUUUUUAACCAUUUGCAUGUGUGAAAGCCUUUUGUUCUCAUUUUAAACCACAAGUGGGUUUCCAUCAUGUUAAAUAUAUUCCAAUUUUACUGAAUGGCAGCAGAGCUGUUUCAGUAUCGGGGGCGGGGGGGGUGCGCUGUGUAAAUUUCCAGGUGGCAGCUGUUGUAACCUUACUGAUGGCUUGGUGGAAGAUGCGUGGCCACUGUUCUGAUAACAAAUCUCACUCAUGUCUUAAUCAUGAAUGUUUGUGCACAAUGAUAUCGAAUAGAAGAAAUAAACAUAUAGGCUCAUGCCACGUUAUAAUUCCUGUAUCAUGAUUUUUGACCUCGGUUGGCUUUAAACCGGAAUCUUUGCGCCAAUAAAGAUGUAAGCGUG
Chanos chanos (milkfish) is the source of this 1039-nucleotide messenger RNA. RefSeq names its product histone 2, H2, like (gene hist2h2l). Gene Ontology annotation, molecular function: protein heterodimerization activity; structural constituent of chromatin; DNA binding. The coding region runs from base 36 to 416 and encodes 126 amino acids. The transcript has a single exon. Gene Ontology annotation, cellular component: nucleosome. The record is from RefSeq and is a predicted model, not a curated record. Lineage: Eukaryota; Metazoa; Chordata; Actinopteri; Gonorynchiformes; Chanidae.